AUGCACGACUCGAGCAGGCCCCCCUCGCUGACGUCUACCGUCAACGCAUCCAUUCUGGCCACGGCCGACAUUGCGCCGCCCACCCUUGCUGGGCCUACCUCGCUUGUCCUCGCCGCUACGGGGCCGCGUGUGUCCGGUAGCACCAAGCGCCGGGUGAUGGCCGACGUCCUCGCCUCGCUCGCUGUGCCGGACGUGAGCUACGUCUCCCCGCUGGCGGCCAAGGUGCCUCGGCCGCUCCCAGAGCUGCUAGACGAGAAGCCCGAACUUGCUGCACGCAUCACGCCCGCUGGUCCACUUGCCGACGUCGUAGCCGCCAUUGCUUCCUCGGCGCCGCACUUGGUGGCCGAGCCGCCGCGGCCGAAAAAGGUCGUGAAAUCUGCCGACGACGAAGACUCCCAGCUCGCCAAGGGCAAGGGCAAGGGCAAGGGCAAGCGCCGCAAAAAAGCUCGCAUCCGCAACAUGGCCGAGACCCUUUGUCCGGCCCCGGCCAGCGCCCCAUCCCCGCCGCCAUCCGACGCGUCGGCCACCGGUGUCGCCGCGUCGCCGUCGCCGCCGCCGGCGCUCCCCGCCACGUCGCCGUCGCGCCGCAAGCGCAAGGGCAAACCGGCUCCAGCAUGGCCGCCGCUUGCCAACGCCGUCCCGCCAUCCGACUCGGGCUCCGGCUCCGGCUCCGGCUCCGACUCGGGCGUUGCCGCCAUGGACUACGGAGGCUCGCAUCACAACGGCCCGGGCCCCGAUGCGCUCCUUGCCUCGGCCCCGUUUGCCAAGUUCACCCCACUCCUCGACGACCUCCUCGAGCACGAGGAGCUCGUGCGGAGCGCGCCGCACGAGCUGCAUGCCCACUUUCCGGCCGUCAAAAUGGCCUCAUUCCGCGCCGCGCUCGCCACCCUCGCCCGCCAGCGGCUCCUCGCCCGGGCCCCACUUGACAUGCUCCUCCGCCUCACCGCGCUCCUCCGUGGCGUCUUUGAGCCAGCGUCAAGCCUCGUCCUCUCGCUCGAUGCCCAGUCCGCCAACGCUCCCCUCCACCCACACCUCGCGCUCGCCCUCGAGGCCCUCCUCACUGUCCUCGCCAUCAUGACCGCCCCCGGCAUUCCGCGCCAGCUUCGCUCCGAGGACCUCAUCGAAGCCGUCCUCACCUUUACGAAGACCCAUCUCCGCGUCAACAUCUUCCCCGCCCACGACAUCUCGUACCUCCGCCCGUCGUCGGCCUCUGCUUCCGCCAACACGCUCUACACCGGUCGGAGCGACGGCGAGUCGGACGACGACGAUGACGUCGACGACGACGACGAUGGCGUUGGCGACCAUGCGUCCGACGACAACAGCAGCGCACCUCUCGCCGCUGGUGGUGCUCGGGGCAAGGCGCCGCGCGCACGCAAGGCCGCCAAGCUCCGCACCGUCAACAUGCUCACCACCAAGAUCAUCGACGCCUUUGCUGCCUGGCGCGCCCUUGUUCAGCUCACCACUCACUCGGACACCGUCGUACUCGGGCUCACCUCGAUGAUCCUCUCAACUUUCUUUGUCGAGGGCGUCGCGCCACUCCAGCUCGCCACCCUGCCGGUCAUCCAGAGCAUCUUUGCCCGCUACCCGCUCCACAGGCUCACCAUUCUCGAGGACAUUCUGACAUCGCUCGACAAACUGCCGGUCUCGCGGCGCGGGCUCCGGUCGUACCGCAUCGAGCAUGAGAUUGUGCCGUUUCUCCCGGGCUCGGCGGCAGCGGCAGGCUCGCCGCCGCGUGCCAUUCAGAUGGUCUCGGCCCUUGUCAUGCUCCUCCUCCAGUCGUGUCCUGUACUCUCGGCCAAGGUCUCCCACGGUGACGGCGACGACGACGGCGACGACGAGAACGGGUCGGUAUCCGACGACGAGGCCAACAGCGUUGCUCUUGCCGAGGGUUCAACCUACGCGCACGCGCUCGCCUCGGGCCGCGCCUUUGUCGAGCUCUUCCUCAACAAGGCCAUCUCGGUCCUCGGCGGAGGCGGCCCCGGCUCACCAAACAAGCGCACCCGCAAGGCCGAUCUCGCCACCGACUACAAGGCGCUCUUUGACAACUUUGUCGCUGAUGUCCUUGCCGUUCUCGACCACCCCUCGUGGCCGGCCGCCGAGGCCCUUGCCCGCUUCAUCUCGGUCACGCUUGCUUCGCGCUGCGCUGGCAACCGCGGCAUGGUGCCCACCGCUCAGGCUGCGUUUGGCAUCUCGCUCCUCGGCCGCGUCGCCGCCACCCUUGCCGCCCAUGCCGCCGCCGCCAUCCCCGCCGUUGUCGCCCCACACGCCGCCGCCACGUCGGCAGCCGCCGCGCCUGCUGAAGACGACCACACCAACGGCACACCUUCCAUCCACGCCUCGCUUGCAAAGCUCGAGCGCUCGUCAUCGUCGCUCUCCUCGGGCCUCCCUCCUGCACUGCCGUCGUCGCAGGGCGACCCGGCUCAGCUCGGCGAAGACAUCUCGUGCGUCGAGUGCGCCAUCGAGUACGUUGGCCAGUUCAUGAUUUCCUGCGACGAGUGCGCCCGCUGGUUCCACGGGAGCUGCAUCGGCCUCGCCGAGGCCGACACCCCGCCUCUCUUCUUCUGCGACGCCUGCCUCAUCACCGCGCUCGCAGACGAGCUUGCCGCCUCUGCUCUCGCCCGAGAGGCCAAGCGGCUCCAGUCGCGGCUCCGCUUGGUCCGCCUCGGCGGCGGAGACGCCAGUGCCGUUGCCGGCCUCCAGGCCAAGCUCACCGCCCUCGGCGCCACCACCAUCCCCCCGCCACGCGACCUCGCCCAGCACGUCCUCCUCGCCAACGCGCUCGCCAUCCAGGCUGCGUCGGCGCCGGCCGCAAAGUUUGCGCGUCUCUACUACCUCGCCCAGUGGGAGGCGAGCUCGGAGCUCCCGCCGAUGCUCAAGACCGUGUACCAUGAGCUCGCCGCCAUCGACGUCUCCACUGCCGACUUUCGCCCCGCAAACAUGCGCUCGCGCAAGUCACUGCUCUCGGCACUCCGCCCUUCGGCUCCUGGCGGGCUCCGCCGCUCGCAGUCGGACGCCGGCGCCGAGUCGGUGCUCGCCGGCGCCGCGCGCGCCUCGCUUGAUCCGGCCUCGCCCACCCUGCUUGUUCCCUCGCUGCUCGGGACCCAGCAGCUGGCGAUCAGCCUCGCGCUCAACCGCCCGCUCGCCCGCUCGCUCCCGCCCCUUCUCUCGGCGCUUGUUCUUGCGCUGCAGGACUCGUCAACCUCGCUUCGCACCCAGGCGCUUCGUGCCGUCGCCGCCGUCGUCAAGACCGCCUGGUCCCAUUUUGAAGUGCCACAAGUCCGCUCCGCCGUCCUCGGCCGCAUGCUCGACGAGUCGGCUCGCGUCCGCGAGACCGCGCUCGACCUCCUUGGCGAGGCGCUGAUGCAGGUGCUCGACGCGCGCGCUGACCCGCUUCGCCGGUCCCGCAAGACUGGCAUGUACAUUGUCGACUCGGACGACGAGCGCGCCGCUGACGAUGAGGUUUCAGGCCUCGCCUCUGCAUUGCCCUCGCUCGACGCGCUGCUCUCGGCCAUGGCCUCGCGCGUCCUUGAUACCGCCGUCUCGGUCCGCGUUCGCGCCAUGAAAGUCCUCGGCCAGUUUGUGGCCAAGUCGCCGCGCCAUGCCUCGGUCCCCUGGGUCCUCAAGCGCCUCGCCUCGCGCAUCCACGACGAGGAGGAGUCGGUCCAGGACAAGACAAAGGCUCUCUUCCGCUCGCUCUGGCUCGAUGACAACUCACCGCUCCCGCUCCGCGCCCGCAUCGGCCAGAUCCUGGCCCUCGUCGCCAUCCUCUCCGACGAUGACGCUUCCGCAAACGACAACACCGACACCGAGACCUCGUCGGUUCUUCUCGCCGCCUCCUCGGCCCAGUGGUUCAUCGACCUCAUGGCUGAGCUGGUCGGCGCCCCGCCGUCCCCGCCAGCCCGCGGCCUUGUUUCCCAGCUCGUCGACGAGAUCCUUGCCCACGACCUCUCCGGCUUUUCACCCAAGGUCCGCGCCGCGCCGCUAGUUGUCCGCAUGCGCGCUCUCUUUCUCAUCGCCCAGGGCUCGCCAGCCGCCGCCGCUCCGCACGCCGCCCAGCUCGCGCCGUACCUCCGGGUUGCUGCCUCGGGCGCCUCGACGGAGGCUCUCGCUACCCUCGCCCUCGCCGCCGAGAUCCUCGCCCUCGCCCUCCCGGUCAUGCCACGCCCGGCGGCCUCGUUCGCUUCGCUCGCCGAGACCGAGCUCACUGCUGCGCUCUUCCAAAAGCCCGCCGACGUCAUUCCGGGCGUGGCCAAGGCACUCGCCGCCCUCACAACUCACGUCACCCGCUCCGCGGCCCGGCUCCGCGACGCCGUCCUCGGCAAGUUCUACGCCUUUGCCUCGCAGUGCGCCGGCCUCCCGCUCCACCAGCUUACCGAGAAGGCGCGCCGCAACCUCCAACGCGCCCUCUUUUGCAUGGGCCUCCUCGUCCGCCACUACGACUUUGAUGCCACUCUGGCGUCCGCCCCGCUCGCAUCCUCGCCAUCCUCGGUCUUUGCCCCUGCUCGACCCGACGAGGACGCCUCACCGGUCACCGCCGUCUACGAGCUCAUGCUCCAGUUUACGAGCCAUCCUGACGCCAACGUCCUUCUCCGCGCCCUUCAAGCUGCCGGCAACGUCUGGAUCCGCAAGCCGUCGCUGCUGGAAAAGACCUCGCGCGCAGGCGCGCUCGCCAAGUGGCUUGCACCGUCGACGCCGCAUCGGAUCCACUCGACCAUCCUCCGCUGCUUUGCCCAGCUUCUCGCGGCCGAGGAGCAGGAGCGCUCGUCCUCGCACCUCGUCGCUUCCACCAACGCUGCCGCCGUGACCGGCAAGGCGCUCUCGCUCAAGGCUGCCGCGCUCGCCAAGCGCGGGACGACCGCCAAGCGGGCGUGGAUGGGAGGCCUGACCAUGGACGACGAGUCCGACACCGAGCUCGCCUACAUCUCGGCCUCGUCGGGCGUACUGCAGACUCACUUUGACGCCGUGCUUGCGCUUGUCGCCUCGCCGGUGGCCCAGGUCCGCGCCGCCGUCCUCCAGGUCCUCGGCCUCCUUCUUCGUCAAGGCCUUGUCCACCCCAUCAUCGCUGUUCCGCCGCUCAUGGCCGUCGCCUGCGCCCGUGCCUCGUCCGCAACCCUCGCCGACAUGGCCUUCCGCCUCCUUGCCCACAUCGCCGAUAAGGACUCGGACAUGAUCCACUCGCGCCUCAUGGACGGCGUCCGUCUCGCCUUUGACCAGGGCGCAGCUGGCCCGGCACUGGCCGCCGCCGCUCCAGUCCUUGCUUCGGCGCCCUGUGACGGCGCCGUCACCCUUCCAGGCCCCUUCUUUGUCCGCCUGUACCAGCUUGUCGCUUCCUCACGCCCACGCCGCUGCGCUUGGCUCGGUGCCCUUGUCCGCACCUUUGAACCGUCGCGCGCUCAGCCGCCGCCGUUUGACUACCUCGUCUUUAUCGCCGGCCUCCUUGCCCAUCUGCCCUACCGCAAGGAGGACGCUGUGCUCUACGUCGUCUACGAGGUCAACCGCCUAGUCGCAUCGGCCGGCGGACUCAUCGAGGGCGCACUUGAGGCUUUUGUCGACGGCAACCCAGAGGUAAGCCCGGUACUCUCUUGCCGCGACGCCAUCAACGCAUCCUCCGCCCUUAUCCUCCUUCUCCGCCUCAAGCGCGGGCUCAAGAUCUUCUACGGCCUCACCGAGGCCAAGUGCGAGGGUUACACCCCGUCGCGCCUCACCAUCGACCGCUCGGCCUCGCCCACCGCCUCCGCAUUUACACUGCCAUCGUUUGGCGAUCCCGAGAUGCCCGACGACACUGCCAUCGCCGCCAACCCACACGCCGCGAGCGCGCUCCACCUCCUCCGCGCCGCCAUCGAGGCCGACGAGGUCUCGGUCAACCCGCUCAUCACCUCGCGCCGCAAGCGCUCACGCGCGUCCACCGGCCACAGCAACAACGAUGACGAUGCCUCGCCCACCAAGCGUGCGCGUGGCUUGAAGUCGACUCGCCGCAAGCCGCUUACAGCCUCUCGCAAGCGCCGCCGCCGUCGCACUGCUGCCGCUGCUCUCGACCUCGACCUCGAUGCCUCGGCCUGUAGCGGCGACGACAGCGACUCGGCCGGCGCCUCGGGCGCCGCCACUCGCCGUGCCUCCAAGCGGCGCAAGACCCGCUCUGCCGCCGCCCUUCGUGCCGUUGCCGCACAGCUCGAGGCCGACGACGAUCCGCUCGUCACUUCGCAGGCGAGCCAGGCCCGCAACGACUCAGAGUCGGACUUUGAGCCCGACUCGGCCGCUGCCUCGGACGACGACGAAGAGUACGAGUACGACGAGUAA
Messenger RNA from Thecamonas trahens ATCC 50062, 6297 nucleotides. RefSeq lists its product as uncharacterized. Gene Ontology annotation, molecular function: chromatin binding. The coding region runs from base 1 to 6297 and encodes 2098 amino acids. The record is from RefSeq and is a predicted model, not a curated record. NCBI's taxonomy places the organism in Eukaryota, Apusomonadida, Apusomonadidae. Gene Ontology annotation, cellular component: Scc2-Scc4 cohesin loading complex. Gene Ontology annotation, biological process: replication-born double-strand break repair via sister chromatid exchange; regulation of gene expression; establishment of mitotic sister chromatid cohesion. The transcript has a single exon.